This is a messenger RNA of Ambispora gerdemannii, 2182 nucleotides long. The record is from the annotation of a GenBank genome assembly. Lineage: Eukaryota; Fungi; Glomeromycota; Glomeromycetes; Archaeosporales; Ambisporaceae.
AUGGCUUAUAUUGACCGUAACAUUGGUGGUGACAUCCAAGCCGAACAAUUAAUUGGAAGAGUAUUAAGGAUGCCAGAACGACACCAUUAUGAGCAAGAUUUUGAGGAACUUAAUACUGCUUACUUUCAUGUUAAAGCCAAUAGUAAUGAAGAAUUUAAAGAAAUAGUAAAAAAGAUUAGCAAAGAGUUAGAGAAUAAUGUUCCCGAGAUUAAAAAUGAAGUAAUUUUGGCUUCAGAGAAAGACAAAUUAACUCUUUGUCCAGCAAGAAAAACUAAAUAUUUUCCUAAGAUAGGAACUAUUAAUGAGGAUUUAACUAGGUUAAAUAUUCAACACAUUUUAGAAAAUAAGGUUAGAGAUUAUUCGAAAGUUCCUCCUUCUUUUGUUGAACCAUAUGGAGGAAGAACUAUUACUGAGAUUAAGAUAGGAAAAACAUCUCCUGCUAUUAAUUUAACUGAUUUUAACCGCAAAGAAUAUCAAAAAAAGUUAAAAUUUCCAGUUGGAGUCAAUUCAGAGGCUGAUAAUGAAUUAAAAACCAUUGCCCAAGAAAUUGUUAAUACUUUUAUGAAUACUAUUAAAUUGAUUACUGCUUAUGAUAAUUGUAAACCAAUUCCUAGUAUUAGCAUAAAUAAAAAAAAAGAUAUUCAUGAGUUUGAUAAUAGCAUUCAUCAGUAUUAUAGCAACCUUAAUCCUCUAGAGUUAGAAGCAGCUCGAGUAAUCGAUGUUGCUAUCGAGACUACAGGCAAGAGUUUAUUGCAAGACAAAAUUGAUAGAAAAUUAUUUAAGAUUGAAAGUUUUGAUAGAGAGAAAGCUAAAGAAAAGUCGGCAGUAAUUCCGCCUAGCAAAGUUGUAGUAGGAGUAAUAACUACUACUAAUAAAAAGGAUAAGUAUCAAGUUUACAAAGUAAAUGAAAAUAACCAACCAUUUCCAGUUAGUGAAGCAAUAGAUAUGGAAGAAUGUACCAAAAAGAAAAAACCAUCCUCGCCACUCAAUUCACCCAAAAAAGUUCAAUGUUUUCAGUGCCAAAAAACUUUCUCUCUUACCUUCGUGGUUCCUAACGAACGAACUCUUUAUCGGAAAGUUAAACUUUCUGACCAACCCAAGCAAGCAACUGGUCGUAAAGGAAAAAUUACACAGAAUAUUUUACCACUUUUAAGAACUUACAUUGAGCAAAAUAAUACUGCUACCCAGCAAGACAUGAUUAAUUUUUUGACUCAAACAGCGGCUUUAACUUUGCAUCAGUCUAAUAUGUCUAGAUUACUAAAGAGAGAAGGCAUAACUAGAAAAAAACUAACUUAUCACUAUACUCAAUUAGACGAACAAAAAGCCAAGGAGUUUAAUGAAGAAAUAAAAUCUUUACUAUUAGAUAAUGUUCCCUUUAUUGCUUUGGAUGAAUGUUCUUUCUAUCCCAAAUUAGAUCCAAGGUUUGGUUAUUCUGUAACAAGCAAAAGAGCAGUUUCCAAAAGACCGAGUAGUAAGGGAAAACAUUAUACUCUUUUGUUUGCUAUUAGCAAUCUAAAAGAAAAAGGAGUUGUUCAUUGGAAGUUGACUGAUAAAAGGGUUGAUUGGAAAGUAUUCUAUGAUUUUUUAGAGGAGAUUAACCCUAUUGGAGAUAAAAGGAAUAUCUUACUUAUGGAUAAUGCUCGGAUUCAUCAUGCUCCAAAAAAGAGAGAAGAAGCAAAGUUGCCUAGCGUGGGAAAACAGAUGCUUAAAAAGAAUAUCGAAGUAAGGUUUAUUACUGCUUAUGCUCCCAUGAUUAACCCUACUGAAUUAGUCUUUUGUCUCUUGAGACAACAAACUGAAAAGCAAAGACCUAGGAAUUACAAGGAGAUGAAAGAAGCAAUAGAAAAGGUGGUUGAGUUAUUGAAUACCAAAGAUUUGAGCAAAUACUUUUGGCAUUGUGCUGAGAAAGGAAUUUUGAAAAAUGUAAUAUCGAAAAGAGAAUUGCCAGAUAAUAAAACUUUCUUAAAUUUAAUUCAAAAAGCCCGCCAAGAAUUAGAACCUUGGCUACAAAAACCGGAAAACGUCCGCGAGAAAAAUUAUAGGCAAAAAGUAGUUCGACCCACGGUAGAGGAAAUUUUAGGCGAAAAGCUAGAUGAGGAAAUCAAUACAAUUACUAUUAGAAAUCAUCCUGGUGUUCCUGGUCAAGCUGAUGGAGAUUUUAAAAUUGCUAAUAAAUUAGCGG